This is a messenger RNA of Malaclemys terrapin pileata, 2466 nucleotides long. Its product is annotated as DELTA-actitoxin-Aeq1c-like. The record is from RefSeq and is a predicted model, not a curated record. Gene Ontology annotation, molecular function: channel activity. The transcript is spliced from 2 exons. The coding region runs from base 254 to 706 and encodes 150 amino acids. Lineage: Eukaryota; Metazoa; Chordata; Testudines; Emydidae. Gene Ontology annotation, cellular component: pore complex. Gene Ontology annotation, biological process: cytolysis in another organism; monoatomic cation transport; pore complex assembly.
AAGCACACGCUGAACGUUGGACCUGGUGCUAGGCAGGGGCUGGGAGUUCAGUGAGUCGGCUCUGCCCAGAGAGGGGCUGGUGGUGCUCUGUGGGAGCUGCUGCUGAACAAUCCCUCAUUGCUGCAAGAUGACUAAUGUUGAAAGACUGGUUCAGGAGGUGAAUGCAGGCCGGUGUGUGGGCAUCCAGAUAACCAACAACACCAGAGACGUGAUCCUUGAGUUCCCCAGGAAUUAGUGUUUCAGCGGCUGGUGCAUGAUAGAGCUUGUGCCCCAGAUCCCUCCCGGCUCCUCGGGGAGCUUCCUGUUUGUGAAAACAAGAUACACAGCCCGCGGGAGCGUCGGGGUGCUGAGCUACAUGUCCAACGCCUUCACCCUGGCCAUCAUGUUCUCCAACCCCUUCGACCGCUUGCUCUAUGACAUGGAGUUUGCCCUCGAGCUCUUCACUGGCAGGAAGCACUUCCACAGCAUGGAUCGCCUCUACCACUACAUGUACAGCCACGACCCUCCCUACAUGUGCGACUCCUUCCAGAAAAGGAGGCUCACUGAUGCCAAGGAUGGCCAGCUGGAGGUGACCAGCCAGGAGAUCAAGGUGACGGCCACCAUGUCCAACCAGAAGAAGUCCAUCAUUAAAGUGCAGAUUGAGGACAGAGACCACUGCCCGUCCUACGCUGCCCAUGCAGCCAACCUGGAGGGCACAGAGGAAUGACCUAGUGCGACAGACGAGGGGGCUGUGGGUGGGAACUCCAGUAAAUAGUGACUCUUUCCCAGCCCCAGUGCACAGACACGUGCUAGCUCUGCUUGAGUUACCCACAGUGUGGCCACAGAGGCCUGUGCUGCAGGAGGAGCCAGCCACCCUGGGUAUGUAGCCUGAGCCGCUGCCCAGGACUGCUGUAUUUAUCGUACUAGUACAUGUCUGUCUACCCAGGCUGGGAGGCAUCCUCAGAGCUGCCUGGGGACGUACCCGCAGGAGAGCUGAGGUGACCUUGGCUUUGUCUGUGGGGUGAGGUGGCCCCAAACAGAGAUCCCUAGUCACCAGUUCUGCCUGCCUUUGCCCAGCCAGAUCACUAAAGUGUGAGGCCCCAAGGCCUAUUUUGACUAUCCAGUCUGACCUGGGAACAGCACCGGGCGAUCCCUGCCCCCAGCCCGACAGUUGGGGACUGAAGACGAGAGGCAGCCAAUCUGUGUAAAGCCGGUCGCCCUUCAUUUGGUUGUGGCCCAGAAUGCCCCUUUGCCGCGACAAGGCUUCCAGGAGACCCACAAAGAGAAACAUCUGCUGCCUGUUUAAAGUUGGGUUAAAAAUAAAGGAAAUGAUUUUCACUUCCUCCUGCAGGGCCGUUCCUCCAGGAGCCUGCCAGGGUUUUGUUGCUGUGUUAUAAGUGUGUGUGUGUGGGGGGGGUGUCCUUCCUUAUUUUUUAACCUUAGAAAGAACAGUGGUCACAAGACUCAUCUGUCCUGCUGUUGCUGGAGAGUGGGGCUGGGAGAGUCUGAGGAGGGGACCGUGAGCUGACUCAGCCCAUACUUGCGAGGCAGGACGCUGAGUCUUUAACGGAGAGAUCAUGUCUCCCAGCUGUUUGCAGGGCAGCCGAGUUAAAUAGGCACCAGUCAGAACAACGCGUUCUAAAGAAUCCAGUAACACCCACGCCCCUCUCCCUGGCCUGGCGGCACUUCCAAGCUGCCGGUGGUGGGGGGACUCUGCCAGCCCUGCAGCUUGCCAGGCAUGCAGACGGGUAGAAAAGUCCUGCCCUCGUGGGAAAAACAAGCUGAAGGAGAGAGACACCUUUAAACAUCAACAAAACUGCCAGGCCCCUGUGCCCAGCACCCCAAAAGGGGCACAACCGAACUGUAUCUCUCUGUGGGGCUCCUUUAAUGGCUGUAGCUGCUCCUCUGCCUGGCUGGGUUAUUUGUGGCAGGAGCCAUCAGCAGCCUGCUGAGAGGAGUGGCUCUGACAAGAGGUCUGUCCACCCUGGGGCAGGGAAGAGGUCUGAGCACUGGGGAAAGUGCUUGGGAAUGUCCCACACCCCAGCGACUGGGCUAUCAGAAAUGGGGAAGGGCCUGAUCCAACAGCUAGGGAAUGCAGUGGGGCUUUGCUGGUGGACACGCACUUAUGGGGUCCGGUGAAGGCAGGUCUCUUGGGUGAAGGGCAGCCUGGCUCCAUGCCUUGACCCGCAGGGAUUCUGCUCUUGGGGAUGGCACAAGGUUGGGGGCUCUAAGCCAGUGUCUCUCAACCUUUCCAGUCUACUGUACCCCUUUCAGGAGUCUGAUUUGUCUUGCCUACCCCCAAGUUUCAUCUCACUUUAAAACUACUUGCUUACAAAAAUCAGACGUAGAAAUACAAAAGUGGCCCAGCACACUAUUGCUGGAAAAUGGCUUCUUUUCUCAUUUUUACCAUAUAAUUAUAAAAUAAAUCAAUUGGAAUAUAAAUAUUGUACUCACAUUUUGGUGUAUAGUAUAUAGAACAGUAUAAAC